Messenger RNA from Zymoseptoria tritici IPO323, 1821 nucleotides. RefSeq lists its product as uncharacterized. The transcript has 7 exons. The record is from RefSeq and is a predicted model, not a curated record. Gene Ontology annotation, cellular component: fungal-type vacuole; plasma membrane. Gene Ontology annotation, biological process: transmembrane transport; oligopeptide transport. NCBI's taxonomy places the organism in Eukaryota, Fungi, Ascomycota, Dothideomycetes, Mycosphaerellales, Mycosphaerellaceae. Gene Ontology annotation, molecular function: dipeptide transmembrane transporter activity; tripeptide transmembrane transporter activity. Bases 1 to 1821 code for a protein of 606 amino acids.
AUGAAUCACGAAGACACAGCCGCCGAGCUGCACGCCACUCUUCAGCAAAGGAACGGGUCGAUCGGUGACCGCAACCAUGCCGACAUGGCUGGAGCCGACUUGCCAAUCGUCGAGAAUAAAAAGGGCGGAUUGACGGCCGGUGAUGCUGAACAGCAACCAACACCAGAUGACCAGGAACCGUCCGAGGUCGAGAAGCAGACCCUUCGCCAUAUUGGAGACAAGUUCCCGAAGUCUGCAUACUUGGUCGCGGUGGUAGAGCUUUGCGAGCGCUUCACCUACUACGGCUGUCAAGGGCUGUUCCAGAACUACAUCAACAACCACCCAGACGGAAGAGAUGGUGCUCCCGGUCUCGGACUUGGCCAUGCUGGUGCAACUGGACUCAACCUGUUCUUCCAAUUCUUUGCCUACGUUACGCCAAUUCUCGGUGCCAUCAUUGCCGACCAAUAUCUCGGAAAGUACAAGACCAUUCUCAUUUUCGCCGGGAUCUACUGGUGCGGUCUGAUCAUCCUCUGGACCACCGCACUUCCGACAUCAAUCGAACACGGCGCCGCGCUUGGAGGAUAUGUGACCUGUAUCAUCGUGAUUGCUUUCGGCACCGGCGGUAUCAAGUCCAACAUCGCACCUCUGAUCGCCGACCAGUACACUCGACGCAUUAUGGCUGUCAAGACACUCCCAUCUGGCGAACGUGUCGUGAUCAACCCUGCGAUCACCUACCAGCGUAUUUACAUGAUGUUCUACGCCUGCAUCAACAUCGGAUGUCUCUCUCUCCUGGCCACGCCUUUCAUGGAGAAGUACAAGGGUUUCUGGACGGCAUAUUUGAUGUGCUUCAUCAUGUUCUCCUUGGGCGUCGUUGUACUCGUUCUUUGCCGCGGCAAAUACAUCGAUCGACCACCUCAAGGCCGUGUCAUCACCGACUCCUUCAAGGCUAUUGGCAUGAUGAUCGCCAACAGGAACACCAACGCUGCUAAGCCAUCGUGGCGCGCGGCAAAUGGAAAGGCAAAGGCAGUGCCAUGGAAUGACCACUUCGUUGAGGAACUCAAGCGUGCGCUCCGAGCGUGCAAAGUGUUCACUUUCUACCCGGUCUUCUGGGUUUGCUACGGACAAUUCUCCUCCAACUUUGUAUCGCAAGCCGGCCAGAUGGAAGGUCACGGCAUGCCCAACGACUUGAUGCAGAACUUUGAUCCCAUCUCGAUCAUCGUCUUCAUCCCCAUCCUCGACCGCGUCGUCUACCCCGCCCUCCGCCGCUACCACAUCGAGCUCAAACCCAUCGCCCGCAUCACCAUCGGCUUCUUCCUCGCCUCGCUCUGCCUGGCCUACGCCGCCAUCGUGCAACACAUCAUCUACUCCUCCGGACCCUGCUACGGCAACCCAGGCGGAUGUCCAGCAGGCAUGGACGGUAACAAGAAACUGCCCAACAAUGUGCACAUCGCGGUGCAGACGCCGGCGUACAUUUUCAUCGGUGUGGCGGAGAUCUUCAUCUCGGUUACUGGACUGGAGUAUGCGUACACCAAGGCCCCGCCGUCGAUGAAGUCUUUCGUGCAGUCGCUGUACCUCUUUACCAACGCUAUUGGAUCGGCGCUCAGCGAAGCUCUGGUGCCUGCUACCGGCGACCCGGCGAUCAUGUACAUGUACACCGGUGUCUCCAUUGCCGCUGCCUUGACCGCCGUCAUCUUCUGGUUCACAUUCCACCACUACGAUCGCGAAGAAGAGGCCAUGAACGAAUUGGGUGCUCGCGAUGAUGUCUACUCUGGAAAGGGCGAAGACGAGAGUGAGACUCAUAGUCAGGAUGGAAGGGCUCAAGAGCCGAAGGAGAAGAUCUGA